Molecule: messenger RNA, 2522 nt
Organism: Poeciliopsis prolifica (blackstripe livebearer)
Lineage: Eukaryota; Metazoa; Chordata; Actinopteri; Cyprinodontiformes; Poeciliidae
Gene: htr3b
Product: 5-hydroxytryptamine (serotonin) receptor 3B
Exons: 9
Coding region: 157-1773 (538 amino acids)
Biological process (GO): nervous system process; signal transduction; monoatomic ion transmembrane transport
Cellular component (GO): neuron projection; postsynaptic membrane; synapse
Molecular function (GO): transmembrane signaling receptor activity; neurotransmitter receptor activity; extracellular ligand-gated monoatomic ion channel activity
Source: RefSeq, a predicted model, not a curated record
ACUAAUUAGUUGAACAAUUCGACUUAUUCUGUUUUGUGUGAAAUCUCUUUAUCACAAUAUUUCCCAGCACUAUUAUGAAACUCCUCCUUUGUUAUUAUGUGUUGUAUUCAUUUGCAGAUGUGUUAAAAAAGAACAUCUGCACAAGCACCUUCCUAAAUGACCCUGUUAGUUUCUAUGGCACUUGAACCGGCACUGCAGAACCUGUUUUUCUUUUUUCCCUCUUCUGCACGCUCCACUAUCAUUCAUAUCAUCUUACCAGCCUGUGGGAAAUCAAUACCAAACCAAAAUGUCUGCACAACACCGCAUAUUGUUCCUGAACGCCUCUCAGUUCACAUACAGCUGACCGUUUCUGUGGAUAUUUCUGCUGUUAACAAAGUGAACUUUUGGAUGGCUGGUUCUGGCAUCAUGAUUCUGGUUUGGAUCGUAUUGUUUUUAUCAGUUAAUCUGGCUGAAUGUGUGCCAGAGAAGCCAAAGAGAUCCACUCUGAACCAGCUGACCCGAACCCUGCUGAGGAAAUAUGACUGUGGAGUUCGACCUGUCCACAACUGGACCAGUUCUACUACGGUCUACAUAGACCUCAUACUGCAGUCUGUCCUCGAUGUGGAUGGAAAGACCCAGAGCAUCACGACAAGCAUUUGGUACAGACAGAUCUGGAGGGAUGAGUUCCUCGUUUGGGACCCGGAGGACUUCGAUGGCAUCACUGAGCUCUCUCUCUCUUCUGACGCCAUCUGGGUGCCUGACAUCAUCGUCACCGAAUUCGUGGAAGAGGGAAAGUCUCCUCCCAUCCCCUACGUUUACGUCAACUCAUCUGGUUCUGUGAGGAACUAUCGGCCGAUCCAGGCGGUGCUGGCGUGCAGCUUGGAGAUGUACGCCUUUCCUUUUGACAAGCAGAACUGCAGCCUCACCUUUCGCAGCUGGCUUCACUCAGUGAAAGAAAUCGACCUGGCUCUGUGGAGGAGCGCAGAGGCCAUAGCGGGCGAUAAGAGGGAGUUCAUGAAUGAUGGCGAAUGGGAACUGCUGUCCGUUCCAUCCCAGUACUGGCAUAUCCGCCAAGACGACGCCGACUAUGCUCAGAUCCAGUUCAACCUGCUGAUCCGCCGGCGCCCCCUGCUGUACGUGGUCGGCCUCCUCAUUCCCAGCAUCUUCCUCAUGCUGGUGGAUGUGGUGAGCUUCUACCUGCCUAUGGACAGCGGAACGAGAAUCGCCUUUAAGAUCAGCAUUCUGCUGGGUUACACCGUCUUCAGAGUCAACCUGACAGACGAACUGCCUGCCACGGCUCUCAGGACUCCUCUCAUUGGUGUGUUCUUCGUGGUGUGCAUGGCCAUGCUGAUGCUCAGUCUCAUCAAGUCCAUAUUGGUGGUGAAGCUGCUCCAUCACAGCGAGAAAGAGGUCAAGCAAAUGUCACUGUCUGCCUGCCUGCUGGACCGGUACGGCUCAGGCGGCCGCAGCCUCAGCGAGAGCGCUUUGACCUCCAUCAAAACCCUGGACAACAUCUAUGCGCCUGGAGAUUAUGAGCUUGAAAGCUCCCUGGAGGAAGACCUGCUGUCCCUGAACGACGUCCCAGAUCCUCCCUCUAGCCUGGAGUGGCUUCUCCAGGAACUGGUUUUCCUUCGGAUGGCUUUUUCCCAGGAGGACAGCGAGUCUUCAGCUCAGGCCGAAUGGCUGUCGCUCUGCCUGCGGCUCGACCGCUUGCUGUUUCGCCUUUACCUCCUGGUUUUAGCCGUGUACACCAGUACGCUGCUGCUGCUGUGGGCCAGAUGGAGCUUCACUUGAGCCAGCAGCACAUUGAAUACGAUCACUCCUUAAAUAAGAUUACUUAGUGGUUGGGUUCAACAACACUGAUUGGGAAACUCAUCACCAAGUCAUAGAUUUUAUAAACAAUUAUCUAAAAGUUGUACUUUUCUUUUUUUUUUCUAAAAAGAUGAUUGUGUUUUGAACUUCCUUUUAUUGCAAAAGUAAUUGAACAAGAGCUCUUAGAUGCUCUCAUUGACUCCUACAAAUUUGUCUCCUAAAUCAUAUUUUUUUUAAUAUCAAUUUUCAAUUGACUUGUUUUGCAUGACUUGCAGGACAAUCUGCAGUCUUAGUCCCUGGAUUCAAGUUCUGACUUUGACACUAAGAAGCUGGGGAGGCAUAUUUUUGAUUUAGAAAUAUUUAUUUUACAAUAUCAAACUUUCAAUUCUCAUUGGUUAUUCUUAAUGCAUGGAGAAGCUGCUCCAUUACAGCGAGAAAGAACAAGGUUCUGCUAUUGAUCUUUUUUAGUUUGUGUCUUAUUUGUUUCCCUUAUCUUUCAUGAGCAUCACCAGGAAAUGUAAGAAGCUUUUUUUUGUGGUGAGUCAAACAUUCAUUAGGCAUCUGUAGGUGAUUUAAAACACCAUUAUAUGUAUUUUUUGCGUGAGCAUUUGGCACAAUUUAAUAGUUUGACUCCAAUAUGUUUAUUUUUUGUGUAUUUUCAUGUCAUUUGCAUAGAAAUUUGUGAACCACUUUGAAGUGUGUCAUUAAUAAAGGCAGCAUGUUAUUUUUUA